UUUCCACACCGAUUCCUCGUGUCACGAAAAUUCAAUUUCACCGUAGAAUGUAAUAUAAUAUAUUCUACGACUUCACAGAACUAAUUAUACUGUAAACUUGAUGCGGUAGAAUACGACCCAACAAGAAAUAGAAUGAAUUAAAAUAAUAAUUCGGUGUUUGAACUAGAUUAUUAUAAUUGUUAUGAAAUGUCUCGGCACCUACUCGGUUAACAAGUUCAGUGGCGGCUUGAAGGGCGGGGGGAUUUUAAAAAGGCGGUUUGAUAUAUUUCAGUUGACGGUUCAAGAAUAAUAUGAGAUCGUGAACAGGAUGCGAUGUAUUUAAGAUUUAUCAUUAUAUUAUUACACACACAGGCGUAGGAAUAGAAUUCCAAAUGGAAAACAAGCGAACGUGUGAAAAACUUGCAAUAACUGCGCUGCGAGAAAGUUAUUAGGUUCCGAGUCCCCGUGUGCAUAAUGGUUCAAGCGUGGUUCAUGAUGGAAGGCUGGAGCGGUGACCAACGAGAAGAACACCACAAGCAGCCACCCGAAUACGUUGAUUUGGAUACAUUGUAUAAGCUCUCUUUAGUGGAAUAUUUUAAGGUCAAUGAAUUAGAUCCUUUAAAUGAUAAAAUAUUAACCUCUAUUAAAAAUGAACGUGGUUACACUUAUGAAGAUGAGAUAACUGUUUGUAAAGAACGUCUAUUGAAUUACGAAAGUAAAUUAAAGUCAUUCUUUGAGGAACAUUUACAUACGGAUGAAGAGAUUAGAUUAGUGUUGGAAGGCUCAGGCUAUUUUGAUGUUAGAGAUAUUAAUGAUAAGUGGAUCCGUAUUAAAGUUGUACCAGGAGAUUUAUUAAUAAUUCCGAAAGGCAUUUACCAUCGUUUCACUUUGGAUACCAAUAACUUCAUUAGAGCUAAGAGAUUUUUUGUUGGUGAACCUAUUUGGACUCCAUAUAAUAGACCAGCAGAUAAUAUGGAUUGUAGAAAAGAAUACUUAAGUCUAAUAACAUCUUGUUAAUAUUUUUUUAUAAUUAUAUCCAAUACAUUUAGAUAUAAAUUUUGAAUA
Molecule: messenger RNA, 1044 nt
Organism: Sipha flava (yellow sugarcane aphid)
Lineage: Eukaryota; Metazoa; Arthropoda; Insecta; Hemiptera; Aphididae
Gene: Adi1
Product: 1,2-dihydroxy-3-keto-5-methylthiopentene dioxygenase
Exons: 7
Coding region: 454-996 (180 amino acids)
Molecular function (GO): acireductone dioxygenase [iron(II)-requiring] activity
Source: RefSeq, a predicted model, not a curated record